UGGUAGUAGAAAAUAAAAAUAAUUUACGGAUUUCUGGAAGCAUUUUGGACAGUAUAUAGGUAUCAGAGCACGCACCUGUCGAGCCCGGUCACGUGAUCGACGACUUAUGUCAUCGUCAUCCAUGUGCACCGUGCACCCGGUGUAGAUUUAUUUUGUGAUUUUCUAUCGCAACGUGAGACGUGCGAGAAUAGCACGAGGAUCAAAGCGUGUUAAAGUGAUUAAAACGCAACGACAAUGACCCAAUGACAAUCAGUUAUGCGUUAUCAAGUACGCAGGUGAACAAUGAUAAUUGUAAAAAGAUGCCGCUGGUUCACUGGAGCUGUCAGUUUGCUGUCACAUAAAACGUAUUCCAGCCUCAAGCUGUUAAACCCUAGGGCUGUGAAUUUUAGACCAUGUACAAAGAUUCCUUUCUCCGCGGUAUGCCAUAAGUACAAAUAUGAAGCGAGUCCCAAUGUACUCAGGACGACCUAUUCUUUGUUAAGGAUAGAAGAUACAUUGACUUGUGUCAAGUUACCAGAUUCACAGCGGAAGAGAUGCUUGAGCAUCGCCGCAAAGCUAGUCAAUAAUGCCUCACCUAAAGUACAACCGUAUAUGAAACUUAUGAGAAUAGACAAACCGAUAGGAAGCUGGUUACUAUUUUGGCCCUGUGGAUGGAGUAUCGCCAUGGCGGCUUCUGCCGGCGCCUUACCAGAUCUCCAUAUGUUAGCGCUUUUUGGUACGGGUGCAUUCAUAAUGCGCGGUGCGGGAUGCACCAUAAAUGACAUGUGGGAUCAGGACAUUGACAAAAUGGUAGCCAGAACGAAGGACAGACCUUUGGUAACUGGUCAAAUAACGCCAAAACAGUCGUUAAUGUUUCUAGCUGGACAAUUGAGUUUAGGAUUACUUGUUUUGUUGCAACUAAAUUGGUACAGCGUAUUUCUCGGUGCCAGUUCACUAGGUCUAGUAAUAAUUUAUCCCCUUAUGAAAAGAAUAACGUACUGGCCGCAAUUAAUUCUGGGAAUGACUUUUAAUUGGGGUGCCUUACUAGGGUGGUCAGCUAUACACGGAUCGUGCGAUUGGUCUAUAUGCUUGCCCCUCUACGUAGCUGGUAUUUGUUGGACUAUUAUGUACGAUACGAUAUAUGCUCAUCAAGAUAGAAAGGAUGAUAUUUUGCUAGGCAUGAAGUCGACCGCUAUAAAAUUCGGGAAGGACACGAAAUUCUAUUUGUCUGGUUUUGGAAUAGUGAUGAUUGCGAGUUUAAUCACCUCCGGUGUAUUAACUACUCAAACUUGGCCAUACUAUACUGCUGUUGGAUUGAUUGCAACGCAUAUUAGCAACCAGAUAUAUACUUUGAACAUUAACAAUCCCACGGAUUGCGCCAAAAAAUUUAUGUCUAAUCACAAAGUAGGUAUGAUAUUAUUUAUUGGUAUUGUGUUAGGAAACUUAAUGAAAAAGUCAAUCGUAAAAAAAGAAAAUGAAAUUGAAGAAAGAAAGCACCUAAGUGUUGUAUUAGAUGAAAAAUUAGAUGAAAUAAAAAAUAGGUAUGAUUUAUAAUUACGAAUUUCAAUAUAGCAGUCUUAAAUUAUGUAAAAUUAGCACUUUGAAUUAUGUAAAUUUAGGUAAAACUAGUAUUUUAAAUUAUGUAAAU
Temnothorax curvispinosus is the source of this 1627-nucleotide messenger RNA. RefSeq names its product 4-hydroxybenzoate polyprenyltransferase, mitochondrial-like. Gene Ontology annotation, biological process: ubiquinone biosynthetic process. Lineage: Eukaryota; Metazoa; Arthropoda; Insecta; Hymenoptera; Formicidae. Bases 283 to 1533 code for a protein of 416 amino acids. The record is from RefSeq and is a predicted model, not a curated record. Gene Ontology annotation, cellular component: mitochondrial inner membrane. The transcript is spliced from 7 exons.